ACAGCGAUGUGGCCUCUCCUAUUCCUACUAGCGUCUGCCCACGCAGAGAUCAGCUCAAGGCUGGACCCUCUGGUUGAUACCAAGCAGGGUCUCAUCAGGGGGCUGCAAGCUGACGAUGGGGACUACUCCAUGUUCCUCGGUAUCCCGUAUGGACAAGUGGAUUUGGACAACCCGUUUGGGCCGUCCCAACCACAUCCAGUGUUUGAAGAGGUCUUUGAAGCAUUCGACGACGGCGCCGUGUGUCCCCAAAAAGACAAGUACUCCGAGAGCUUCAUCGGUUCCCUGGACUGCCUCCGCCUCAACAUUUUCGUUCCUAACAAAUCCAAUGUCAGGAAUAAACUGCCUGUCAUGGUCUGGAUUCACGGAGGCGCUUACGAGAGUGGCUCGGGUACAAGAAACGAAUUCGGCGCAAGGUUUUUGGUGCGGCAUGACGUGAUCCUUGUGACGAUUAACUAUAGACUCGGCCCGUAUGGCUUCAUGUGUUUGGACAUCCCCGAAGUUCCUGGAAACCAGGGCUUAAAAGACCAAACAAUGGCGCUUAGAUGGGUGAAAGAAAAUAUUGGUCAGUUUGGCGGCGAUGUCACCAAAAUUACCAUUUUUGGGGAAAGUGCUGGCGGAUCAUCCGUUGGACAACAUCUGACCUCCAACAACGAAAAGCUGUACAAUCAAGCUAUAAUGCAAAGCGGGACAGAAUUAGCACCUUGGGCAACUAGAGAUACAGACACCAGCGUUCCCCUGAAAAUCGCAAAACAUUUAGGACUUGAUACAGAAUGUAUUUAUAGCGCCUUGGACUUUCUAAAGAAAACAGAUAUAAAACUGGUCAUGGCAGCUGCUCAUGAACUUAAAUUUAUUUCCGGCGGGUGUGUCGAAAAGAAGUUCGAUGGAGUUGAGAACUUAAUGACUGAACACACAUCGAGCGUGGAAGUAGUGCAGAAAGCCAAGAAUAUGAAUAUACUAAUCGGCUUCAACAGCAUGGAGAGUCUAAUAUAUUAUUUAAGAAAAACAGAAGACCAACUGAAUACUGAAGACCCAUUUGAUGCAACUCUUCCUCUAGCUUUUGAUAUGGAUAAACUUGGUAAUGCAGAGAAGCAUAUACGCCGUUUCUAUCUCGGCGAUAGCUCUGUGAGCUAUAAGCAAGUUUUCAGCCAGAUAUUGUUCGAUUCAGACAUCAACUUCAACUAUCCAUCGCAAAGAAGUAUAGGACGGUACCUAAUCAACGCCAAGAAUGUUUACCAUUAUGUUUUCUCGUACGCUGGCGGCAGAAACUAUCAGAAGCACCAGUUCAACAUAUCGUUUGAAGGGGCAUCUCAUGCAGAUGAAUUGAGCUAUCUGUUUGAUAUGAGGUAUCCAUUCGGAGACAUCAGUGAUGAGGAUCAGCUCAUCGUUGACAGGAUGACUACAAUGUGGACCAAUUUUGCUAAAUACGGCAACCCCACUCCUGAUGUCACUGAACUGCUCCCCAUAACCUGGCCGCCUGUUACUCCAGAGUCCCUCAACUAUCUCAACAUCGACACAUGUCCGAGCGUCAACACCAGACCCUUACACCAGCGCCUGUCUUUCUGGGACCUCGUCUACGAUACGUACAGACACGCCAUAAAAGGAAUCAACAACUAGAUAUUAUAUCAAUCAGCAUACUCCCGCAACUCAAAUACAUCAAGACAUUUACUUCUAGAAAUCAAUUCCUUCUGAAUUAUUUGCGGCCUCAAUACCACUACCAACGCUUCAGGACAAACAAAUGGAGUUCUGAAAAAGAUGAAAGGCGAAAAAACUCUCCCAGUAUUUCUUUUUGCGAUCUUUUAAAUAUACCAUGUAAUUUCAA
This is a messenger RNA of Leptidea sinapis, 1819 nucleotides long. Its product is annotated as bile salt-activated lipase-like. The record is from RefSeq and is a predicted model, not a curated record. The transcript is spliced from 3 exons. NCBI's taxonomy places the organism in Eukaryota, Metazoa, Arthropoda, Insecta, Lepidoptera, Pieridae. The coding region runs from base 7 to 1614 and encodes 535 amino acids.